AUGGCCCUGCGCUCCGGCCCCGCGGCGCUGCUGCUGGGCUUCGGCCUCCUCGGGCUGCGCGCCGGAGUGUCGGGUACUGACACGGAGGAGCGGCUGGUAGAGCAUCUCCUGGAUCCCUCCCGGUACAACAAGCUCAUCCGCCCAGCCACCAAUGGCUCGGAGCAGGUGACGGUACAGCUCAUGGUGUCCCUGGCCCAGCUCAUUAGUGUGCAUGAGCGGGAGCAGAUCAUGACCACCAAUGUUUGGCUGACCCAGGAAUGGGAGGACUAUCGGCUCACCUGGAAGCCUGAGGAGUUUGACAACAUGAAGAAAGUUCGGCUCCCUUCCAAACACAUCUGGCUCCCAGAUGUGGUUCUAUACAACAAUGCCGACGGCAUGUACGAGGUGUCCUUCUACUCCAACGCCGUGGUCUCCUACGAUGGCAGCAUCUUCUGGCUGCCGCCCGCCAUCUACAAGAGCGCGUGCAAGAUCGAGGUGAAGCACUUCCCGUUCGACCAGCAGAACUGCACCAUGAAGUUCCGCUCGUGGACCUACGACCGCACGGAGAUCGACCUGGUGCUCAAGAGCGACGUGGCCAGCCUGGACGACUUCACCCCCAGCGGCGAGUGGGACAUCGUGGCGCUGCCCGGCCGGCGCAACGAGAACCCGGACGACUCCACGUACGUGGACAUCACGUACGACUUCAUCAUCCGCCGCAAGCCGCUCUUCUACACCAUCAACCUCAUCAUCCCCUGCGUGCUCAUCACCUCGCUGGCCGUCCUCGUGUUCUACCUGCCGUCCGACUGCGGCGAGAAGAUGACGCUGUGCAUCUCCGUGCUGCUGGCGCUCACCGUCUUCCUGCUGCUCAUCUCCAAGAUCGUGCCGCCCACCUCCCUGGACGUGCCGCUCGUCGGCAAGUACCUCAUGUUCACCAUGGUGCUCGUCACCUUCUCCAUCGUCACCAGCGUGUGCGUGCUCAACGUGCACCACCGCUCGCCCAGCACGCACACCAUGGCGCCCUGGGCGGCGGUGGACGGCGUGCGCUUCAUCGCGGACCACGUGCGCAGCGAGGACGACGACCAGAGUGUGAGUGAGGACUGGAAGUACGUUGCCAUGGUGAUCGACCGCCUGUUCCUUUGGAUCUUUGUCUUCGUUUGUGUUUUUGGCACCAUUGGCAUGUUCCUGCAGCCUCUCUUCCAGAACUACUCCACUGCUCCCUUCCUGCACACAGACCACUCAGCUCCCAGCUCCAAGUGA
Odobenus rosmarus divergens (Pacific walrus) is the source of this 1236-nucleotide messenger RNA. It is a transcript of the gene CHRNB2, whose product is annotated as cholinergic receptor, nicotinic, beta 2 (neuronal). Gene Ontology annotation, molecular function: transmembrane signaling receptor activity; acetylcholine-gated monoatomic cation-selective channel activity. Gene Ontology annotation, biological process: regulation of membrane potential; signal transduction; monoatomic ion transmembrane transport. The transcript is spliced from 7 exons. Gene Ontology annotation, cellular component: synapse; postsynaptic membrane; neuron projection. The record is from RefSeq and is a predicted model, not a curated record. NCBI's taxonomy places the organism in Eukaryota, Metazoa, Chordata, Mammalia, Carnivora, Odobenidae. Bases 1 to 1236 code for a protein of 411 amino acids.